Fusarium mangiferae is the source of this 516-nucleotide messenger RNA. RefSeq lists its product as uncharacterized. The coding region runs from base 1 to 516 and encodes 171 amino acids. The record is from RefSeq and is a predicted model, not a curated record. NCBI's taxonomy places the organism in Eukaryota, Fungi, Ascomycota, Sordariomycetes, Hypocreales, Nectriaceae. The transcript is spliced from 2 exons.
AUGAAAUCUAACAUAAUUAGGGUCUAUGAACUCCUCUCCGGCAAUGGCUCUGAUGUCCAUAAGCUCACUGCGCAUGUCCGGAUGCUCCUGGACUUUGAGAAUGAUGAUCCUGCUGGCCCAGGCGACAUGGCACCUAGGGACCAGUGGCAUCAUUACAUCAAUCCCAAGGGCCGCGUCCAUCUCGUCGCAGUAGUCUUGGAUCUCUGGACAGCUUUCGAUGCCAUCUUCAAGGCCCAUGGCAAGCAACAACGCAUCAAUUCGACAAAGAUUACUCCAGAGAAUGCUAGUCAAUACAGAGAGCAUGUUUUGCAGCGUCGACAACUCCUGGCACUCGAGAAUGGGCCUCAGCCCUUGAAUAAACCAGCUCAAGUUCGCGAAUGGAUGGACAACUCUCGUCCACGUCUGGCAGAAGGCGAUGAGAAGUACCAAGUGUGGGUGGUCGCUUUGGAAGCCUACGUUCGUGGUAUCUGGGACGCUUUUGAAAAGGAUCAGACACUCGGCGGAACUGGAUCAUAG